Rhagoletis zephyria (snowberry fruit fly) is the source of this 8094-nucleotide messenger RNA. It is a transcript of the gene side-II, whose product is annotated as sidestep II transmembrane protein. The record is from RefSeq and is a predicted model, not a curated record. Lineage: Eukaryota; Metazoa; Arthropoda; Insecta; Diptera; Tephritidae.
AGUGUUUUGGUGUUCGGUGAUGGCGCGACCGCAUCAUAUCGCGUUUCUUCGAUUGUAACUUCAAUGUCGACGACAGCUGAGGCGCAGUCUGUGCGUGAGUCUAGCAGUAGCAAAAGUUUCGUUGAAAGUCAACUUUAAGCAGACAAUAGUGACGAUGAAGUGUGAUUGAGGAGGAUUUGUACAAGUUCUGGUGAAAGUUCAGUGUUUGACGAAGCAAAAGAAGAAUGAUCCACAACAACAAUAAUCAGAAUAAGUCAGUCAGUUAGUUAAAAGUAAAACAGCUACAUAGUAUGUGUUAAUUACGAGCUUAAGUGAAAUCUAAGAAUAAGAAGGAGGAAAUAAUCGAAACUGGAUGUGUACGAAAUGAAAAUGUACCCAGUGCAUAAAGCCCUAACAACGAAAAUAACAUGAAAGAAAAACGUCAAAAAGGGUUUGAAGAAAAUAUACAGUGGCAUGCUGGAAACUCUUGCUUUUGAAGCCAAUUAAGUGAAAUUUUUUACAAGUAAAUUAACCGAAAAUGGUUCAGUGCUAAUGCUAAGAAGACAAGGUUGUGGUUGCUCCAAACAGAAUAUUUUAUGUCUAUGCAUGACACGUGUGUUGCCUGAAAUGCUAGUGCAAUGAUAGUGUAAAGAAAUUUUCGACAAGGAUAAAUAAGAAGAAGCAACCUAUAUACAUAUAAAAGUGUUUUGUCAUACAUCUAGCAAACUGGGCUUUACCGAAGCUGUGGCAUGUUGCGUCGACUGAUAAGGGCAGUAAAAAACUUAAUAUUGACUUGGCAACGAAGUGCUUUUUAAGAUUUGCAGCAGCAUUAAUAAGUGCAAUAAUAAAACAAUUACAUAUUGAGCAAACCUACAGUUCAACUAAAAACUACGUGAUUUCUGGACAGAAUUGAAAGGAGGCUACUUUGUGUCAGCAGAAUCUACAAUUGCCUAUCUCCCUCGCCCUAUCACAGGCUGUCUGCCGUCAGUGCAACAUAGCUGGUAUUGUUUUUCUUGUUGUCUCUGUUGCGGUCACUGCAAAAAACUGCCAUCAAAGUGUAAUGAUAAUGUUAACAAUGUGGAAAAUUUUUAUUGCAUUUACAUUGGUGAUGGUGACACUGCCCGCGACAUUUGUGGCGGCGCGUCUGCAUUCGUCCAACAGUCUAGCAAUGCAUGGCAUGGGCGGCGGAGGUGGUGCUGGAGGUAGCGGUGGCAUUGGCGGUCUCGUUGGCGGCUCGUUAUCGAAUAAAGAAGCGCAUGUGAAAACAAAAGACAUCGAUGCCGUGGAAGGCAAAUCCGUCUCGUUGCCCUGUCCGAUUAGUGCGCCGCUGAGUGACGUUUACAUGGUCUUAUGGUUCCGCGAUAAUGCUGGUAUACCGUUGUACAGCUUUGAUGUGCGCGAUAAAGUGAAUAACGACCAACCGCGCCAUUGGUCAGCGCCGGAGGUGUUCGGUUCUCGUGCCAAAUUUCACAUCGACUCGCAGCCGGCAACGCUGGAAAUUAAGGACAUCAAACGUCAUGACCAAGGUGUCUAUCGUUGUCGCAUAGACUUCCGUACAAGUCAAACGCAAAGCUUCCGUUUCAACCUCACAGUCAUAAUACUUCCCGAACAACCAAUCAUACUGGAUCGUUGGGGACGACAGCUGAAUGGCUCGCUGCUUGGGCCAAAGCAGGAAGGAGAUGACAUUGUUAUCACGUGUCGUGUGGUGGGAGGCCGCCCACAACCUCAAGUACGCUGGCUCGUAAAUGGACUACUUGUCGACAAUCAAUACGAACACAAUUCCGGCGAUGUUAUCGAGAAUAGGCUACUUUGGCCAUCGGUUCAACGUACUGAUUUAAAUUCCGUUUUUACUUGUCAAGCAUUGAAUACACAAUUAGAUAAGCCUAAGGAGAAAAGCUUUUUACUGGAUAUGCAUUUGAAACCGCUGACGGUGAAAAUAAUUGAGCCGCCCAACUCGAUGGUGGCGGAUCGUCGCUACGAAGUCAUAUGCGAAUCAACCGGUUCACGUCCGAACGCCAUCAUCACCUGGUACAAGGGAAAGCGGCAGUUGCGGCGCACAAAGGAUGAUAUCUCAAAGAAUGUUACACGCUCGGAAUUGAGUUUUGUGCCCACCACAGAUGAUGAUGGCAAAUCUAUAACUUGUCGCGCUGAGAAUCCCAAUGUUAAUGGACUCUACUUGGAGACAAUGUGGAAGUUGAAUGUCGUAUAUCCGCCUUUGGUAACGCUGCGACUGGGGUCUACACUCACACCCGACGAUAUAAAGGAAGGAGAUGAUGUAUAUUUUGAGUGUCACGUACAAUCGAAUCCUCAAUGGCGGAAGCUCUUGUGGUUACAUAAUAACAUUCACCUCGAACACAACACCUCGGCGCGCGUCAUUCGCUCCAAUCAGAGUUUGGUGCUACAAAAAAUUACUAAACACUAUGCAGGAAAUUAUGCUUGCAGCGCCAUCAACGACGAGGGUGAAACUGUCAGCAACCAGCUACCGCUGCGUGUAAAAUAUACGCCUGUCUGUAAGCAUUUGGAUCGUGUCAUACUAAUUGGCGCCUCAAAGGAUGAAACAGUCGAAGUCACGUGUGAAAUACAGGCUGAUCCACCACCCAGGACUUUUCGUUGGAAAUUCAAUAAUUCAGGCGAGACUUUGGACGUUGGCAGUGAACGUUUUAGUGUAAACGACAGCAGAAGUAUUCUUAAAUAUACACCGGUAUCUGACCAGGAUUACGGCACUUUAUCAUGCUGGGCUUCUAAUGAAGUUGGAACACAAAGUCAACCUUGCAUGUUUCAAGUUGUGCUAGCUGCCCUUCCCAACAUCGUCACAAAUUGCUCCAUUGCAAAUCGCACUGAAGUGAGUGUCGACAUACAAUGCAUCCCCGGCUAUGACGGUGGACUGCCACAGAUUUUUGUUCUCGAGAUAUUUUCUGCACGCACAGGACUUACAAGAUUCAACUUGACAAACGUUGAGGAACCCCUUUUUUCGCUGGAAAAUCUUGACACAUUGACAUCUAUGAUGACACAGGAAAACAACUCAUUGAAAUUGCGCAUUUAUGCUUACAAUCCGAAGGGCCGCAGCCCUUUGUAUCUGUUGCCGGAUUUCAUUAUUGGCUCGUCAGCAUACAAAACAGAAGAUGAAGUAUCCAUUACGCUUUCGCCGGUGCUGGUUGGCAGCGGUCUGACUGUUGUCAUCAUUAGUUUGGCCAUCAUAGUGCGCAUAUUCAUCGUUACAUUUUUGCAUAAUUUGCGACGCAAUCAGCAGCAUGGCAGCAAACCGAUAGCGACCGGUGUGGUGGCGCAAUCUGGCGAUGUGCUGAAGAAGUGCGCUGGCAUGGAGAAACCGCGCUGGCAGCAUACGGACAUUAAAACUAAAUCAUCCGAAGAUUUGGUCGAAGAUGAACGAGAUCCGGAUGUCAUACCAUCACAAUAUGUCACCGCUGGCAAUAGUAACAGCGUUUGUGGCGGUGGUGGUAGUGCCAGCAACGGAGGAAAUGGCAACGGCAGUGGUGGCGGAAGUGGCAACGCUGGCAGCUCAGAGCUUCACUUCACGCCAAUAGCAGCCACAAAGUGGUCACCAAAUUCCAAACAUCUUCCCUCAGCCGCGUAUGACAACGUCAUACAGCUCGUCGCUGCUAAUCAAAUCAGCGCACGUACACAACUACUAUCGGGCUCGACGACAGACCCAACCGCCAGCAGCAGUAGCACCAUAGUUAGUGCAGUGGACAGUGGCUUACUGCAUCACCAUCAUAGCAGCGUAGGCAGCACAAAGGCAUCGGUAAGUGGUGCUUCAACGGCUGUCACGGCGACAGCUUCAACGAAUGGCCUAAGUGAGGCUCUAAUCGGUUCGCCCACCUCCUUGUACAAUGCCUCAACAUCAGUCGCCCACCUGCAGCAGCAAUUGCACGGUGGCCCUGGCGGUGGUGGCGGGACGUUACCACCCGGUUUGGGGAGUGGCAGCGGCUAUAUACUUAGCAGUCUCAUCAACAGUAAUGAGAGUUGUAACACCAACGGCAGCAAUAGUGGACUGCAUCAAAAUGUUGGUCGUGCCACAAUACUGCAACUCCAGCAACAACAACAACAGCAGCAGUUGCAACAUCAUCCGCUGCCUUUGCCACAUCCACUGGCAUACAAUACGCUGGCCGGCACAACGGGCGUGAAUGCGGGUGGACGGCAUCAUCACAGCGUCGUGCCAUCGAUGCUCCUCACCUCACAGACGUCGGCGUCUCUGAGUGGGAUCGGACUGCUACUGAAUGCCAGCAAUAAUAAUAGCAGUAGUGGUGGUGCCAGCGGCUUAGGGCUGGGCAUGACCGGUGCAGCAUCAGCAUCUGCGGCCUCGACAGCAACGACGUCGUGCAAUUCGUCCACGGAUCUGGAUGACAACAUAAAUAUCAAUGCCAUCAAGGAUUGCUUAAUGACACAGCGUGUGCCCGAAAGCUGCGUCUGAGCUGGCAAUUUAUGCAGUGAACAGACAAAGGCGACAAGCAAGCGCUAUAAAGUAAAGAUAGAAAUGGAUGUAGCGUGGAGUGCCGUCAAGUGGUAUGUAUUCGUACUUGUAUAAAUACAUAAUUGAGAGGGAAAGAGUGGAGUGAAACGGUGUUGAGUGCGGCGAAAAAAGUAAAAAGAAGUGAAGCGAAAUAAAAGAAAAGUGCAUGAGAACUGUAAUAAAUAUUUAAAAGAGCCGCAUGCACUCGAAGGCAGAUACAUAUAAGUGAAAGAAUGUAGUAGUAAAAUCUGGUGAACUAUGAAGCUAUGAGUAUAUUAGUUGAAUAUCUCAAGAGUGGUAUUUUCACUGUACGUCCUUAACAAAAUGUGGUAGAAUUAAGCGCAAAUUAGAUUGAUGAGAGUAAAAUAUUUACGGGUAAUUAGCGCAAACUUUCAGUGGCAAUUACCAACAAUGUUUUUUCUGAAUUGAGUGAAAGAGAGUUCUUAAAAAUCCAGUACUUAGUAUUAGGUGCGCUAAACUAUAAUCUUUUCCAUUCUUGACUCGCUGCGGGAAUUACGAAUGAAAUAAUUUUUACUAAAUUUUCGCAAAGCCUCCAUAGCGAAAUUGUUGCAAUUCUCAAAAAAAAAAAAAAGGUUUUUAAUUUUAAGUGAUUAAGUGAUUGUCGCGAUGUAACCUAAGGUCACGUGAGCCGAAUGGUAUUUUCGUUACAAAGGAAUUUUAAGCUUAAUUUCUUUAAAAUUGCUGGACUUUGCUUUUGCUUUCAUUUUGAAAGAUUUUCUUAGUGGAAUGAUUUGAGUGUUCGGAACAGUUGCUUUUCACAUUUAAACUUUAAUUGUAAUAAAAGUUAAAUUAAUCUGUAGCUCAUUUCUGUAACAAUUUUUCACCAAGGCGAAUUCAUAUAUGAAUUCGACGCUUUGUUGUCUGUUUAUGAGAGAAAUAAUUGGUAGAGAGGAUUUACAGAAUCGAACUACUGGAACGAGUGAGAUUUUCGAAACAAAUAAACUUUAUUUUAAUUUGAGAGAACUUUACAGAAAAAUUUUUAAGUAGUAUAUUAAAAAAUUGGAGAGGUAACUUUUACUUAAAUUUUGUCUUGUAUUUUCUGUGAGACGAUUAGAAAUUUCGAAACAGUUGAUUUUUAAUUCUUCUGUCUUUGUUUAAUGUGUAAUGUUUAGUCAAUUAAGAGGCAAAGAGAAUAAGUAAACAGCAAGUAGAACGAAAAAAAUUCUCGCAAUAAAUGUACUUUAUUGUUCUAUUACGCUAACAUACAUAUCGUUACCCUAAUUCACAAAGGCUCUAACCAACAAAUUUUAUAAUUUCCAGGAGAAGCAAAAAACAUUACAAAUAGCAUAUGACAAACAGGUAGGGUGUUUUAAAAAGGGGCACUCCGUUGUUUUUGAUACUAAACCUUUAAAAUUUUAAGUAUAUCCUAGCAAAAUCUGUGAAAAACGCAGUUUCGAAAAAAGUGUUGGUAGGGCCUUUAUGUAUUAAGGGAACGAUAUGUAUGUAGCUACAAUUUCUUUUUUGGUGUUCCAAUUAUUAUUAUACAUAGAAUAAUAUUGCUUAGCUAUCAACACAAUAUUUAAUUUUUACUUAAAUUUUGCAAUAUAUUUUAAGUGGAACGACUGGAAUUUUCGAAACAGUUACUUUUUUCUGACUGUGAACUACGGAAAUUCAAAAUCCAAAGAAAAUAACACGUGGAACGAAUGAAAUUUUCGAAACAAAUUUACUUUAUGGUUCUAUUACGCUAACACACAUAUCGUUACGUUGAUUCACAAAGGCCCUAACCAACAAAUUUAAAAUUUUACAGGAGAAGCAAAAGCAGUAUAAAAACAUAUGAGGUACUGAAGGUAUAUUUUAAUAUAUUGCAUCAAACUCUGUGAUAAACGCAGUUUCGAAAAAAGUGUUGGUUAGGGCCUAUUAUGAAUUAAGGUAACGAUAUGUAUGUAGAAUCAAUUUCUUUUCUGGUGUUCCAAUUAUUGAUAUAUAUAGCAUAUUGCCUAGCUAUCAACGCAAUAUUUAAUUUUUACUUAAAGUUUACAAGAUCCUUUAAGUGGAACGAUUGAAAUUUUUGAAACACUUACUUUUUUCUGUCUGUGAACUAUAAAAUGCUUAUUCAUUCAGAAUCCAAAGAAAAUAACACGUGGAACGAAUGGACUUUUCGAAACAAAUGUACUUUAUUGCUUUAUUUCGCAGAUAUGGCGGCAAUUUUUCCUCUGAUAUUCCAAUUUUCAAUGUAUAUGUAUGAAUAAUACUGCCUAGCAUAUCAAAACGGAAAAAUAAUCUAUAAAAAAAAAAUAUAACUCAGACUACAGCAUGCAUUGUAAAAGUUGUAAAUAUGAUAACUGCUAUUAUGCUAAGGCGUGUAAAAUAAACUAAUAGAAAACACUGUGCCACAUAAUUAAUUAGAAAAAUAUUUAUUUCUAGUUCUAUGUAAGCAACACAUUUUUACUCCAUUUGAGAUGUAUUUAUGUAAUUAACUAUGUCCGGAAACAAUUAUUUAGAUUGAAUCCAAAGUAUUUUAUUUAAAUUUAUACUUAUAAAAUUGUACAUAUAUAUAUUGUACAUAUUGUACGAUAUACUUUAAGUUUUAAAAAUAUGUAAUUAAAAAUGCGUAUAAUAAUUUGCCUGUCCCAUAUCUAUAAAACAUAUUCUAUUUCGUGUUCCUAACAUAUCAGUUCACAUAGGGAGCUUAAAUUUUAUAUUUAAGCUCCAGCUGAAUUAGACAUAGCUGUUAUCUUAAAUGGCUAAUAUAUUUUUUAUAUAAGUCAAGAAACAAGUUCAACAACAAAAAAAACCCGCAGUGGGGUUCUGAUAAGCGCUUCGCUAAUUUUCCAUCGCUGAAAAUCUUAAAUGAAUAAUAGAUACGCCUAAAAUUUAGCAACAUGAAAUUUUAAUCAUGAGGAGCGGGUAGGUUUUAUUUCUUUGGAGAAAUGUUUGAUAAUAGAAACUGCCAACUUUCCCCAAGCCUAUGAUAAGAUUCACCGCAUGACAAUUUUUUAAAUACUGCGCCUAAAGCUAUGCCGCAAAAAUUUAAUUUUAAGGCGACUAAUGAUGAAACUAAUUUUAUCUUCUCCGUUGUAGUUUAAGUCGCAGAGCUAAAAAAUUCUUACGCGUUGCAUUUUGGCUGCUUUGGCAUGUUAUGUAUCAUAUACUUAAGUUAACAGACAAUCAAUUUAUACAACAGUUUGUCAAUUCAAAGGUACGUAUGCCGAAGCUUUCUCUAAGCCACUUACAUACAAGCUGCUGGCACACCCCAAUAAACAUUUUUGUUAAAUCUCAAUUUGAGAUUCAUUUGAGAAUCAGUCCUUUUCUCAAAUCUCAAAGGUUAAUACUCAAAUGCAUCUCACAUAACCGUUGGUAGCGUUCUCAAACUAAAAGGCACUUUUUAAUAUGAAAUUUGCCUUUAUAUUCAAUUUGAGAAAAGUUCAGUUCUCAACUUUUUCUCAAACGUGAAUGGAGCGAAACGAAAUGAAAUCUCAUUGAAAUAUUUGUAUAUAGUCUGUUCCAAUAGCAGUCCAGUAUACAGGAUUUAGUCAGAACUUACAGGAAGUCAUUCCUAUUGAUAUCAAAUCUGUAAGUGGGAACACUUUUGAGCGAGUAACUGGGCAACUGUUCUAGUCCUAGUCCGAAGUUACAGGAUUUAGUCCGGAGUUUUUUUUCCUGUAAGUUCAUGAAAAGUGUCA